Molecule: messenger RNA, 1618 nt
Organism: Pocillopora damicornis (cauliflower coral)
Lineage: Eukaryota; Metazoa; Cnidaria; Anthozoa; Scleractinia; Pocilloporidae
Source: RefSeq, a predicted model, not a curated record
GUUUUAUCCAAAUGGAAAUUGAAAUAGAACAUUAUUGCAUCAAAUACAAUACAGCUCAAACGUAAGCCAUAUUGUACGACAUCAAGAAAUAUGUAAAAGUACUCCGAGAACGAUGCAAUGAAGAAGCUUGAGAUUGCUAUCAUUUACACCGCCAUUAUUUUGAGCGUUGUUGGGGAAAACCUUUCAUUUGGAAGUCACUUGCGCAUCCAAAGAGAAGUCAGGGAGAGGUCUGCUCUUUUUCAAAAGGUGAAAGAAGAUGAAGUUUUGGAAGGGCACGUUAUAGCAAAAUUCUUGGUUCCAUCUGAGCUGGACUGUUUGCAUAGAUGUGUGUUGUCUGACAAUUGCGUGUCAUUCAACUAUCAACGGUUGAGUUUCAAAUCAACACGACGUACUUGUGAGCUAAAUGACGUCACUCUGCUGUCUUCCGGUGAGACACUCGUGAGACGAAAUGGAUAUUCUUAUAAAGAGCCGAUCGAAUUGCCCUACGACGGAGAUAAACACCGGACAACUAGCAAAGAAAACCGUCAGUUAGAACUGACAUCUUCUGCUGAAGAAAUGUCUUCAAUAUCAUCGAUGGCAUCAUCAUCUGCUAUUGUUAUGUCGAAGUCUUCCUUGUCAACGCUAUCAAAGACGUCAUCGCCUGUCGCGUCAAUGAUAGUGUCUUCAAAUGCACUGGCUACGUCAUCUAUGAUAUCAUCUCCUUUGUCUUGCAUGAUAACACCAUCAAAGACUACUUCGUUUGUCACGCCAUCGAUAUCGUCAUCAAAUGUAUUCGCUAAGUCCUCUAUGAUUUCAUCUGCUUUGACGUCUCUACCUUCCUCACAUCAAUCAGUCACACAGACCACAUUUGGCAUAACGAUGACAUCAUCAGCUUCUCUACUUAAUUCCACGUCAGGAGUAAUGACAUCGUCAAUUACUCUGUUGUCGUCAUCUUCACAACCCCAAGCAGACUGUACGGGCGGCUGGUAUGGAUAUAGAACUGGAUGUAUUCGAUUUUUUACCCAACCUAAAACAAGAGCAGGUGCAAAUUCACACUGUAAGAGUUUCAUGACUUCUAACAAUGAAAAAGGAGGUCUGAUUAAGAUCCCGUCCGUUGAAGACAAUGACCAAGUUGUUAGCCUUGCCCCUCGGAAUGCAGGAAAAUACUAUAUUGGUCUGACAGACACGAAUCAAGAGGGUGUAUAUCGCUGGAAAUGGACCACAGAUGACGCUACUUAUUUCAACUGGGAGUCAGGCUAUCCUCAAGCGACCAACAUUGAGAAAGAUAGAGACUGUGUUGUAAUAUCAACUCAUACCGAUAACUCUUAUAAAAAGUGGUCCACUGUGCACUGCACUAACAGCUGGAUGUAUAUAUGCGAGUGUAAAAGUGCGUGCGCUUAGUAGUAAUCGUCGCUCCAAAGGUUAAUCUUAUGUUUUGUUUAAUACUUUUUCCAAAUCGCAUGCACUGUAGAUAGAGUUAGUGAAUUUAUCGACAUCGAAUAAGAUAUUGCCGGCUAUUGUUAGAGUGUCUCUUUCUCUCCUACCUCUAAAUCUAUCCCUCUCCGUGUUUCUUCACUUGAUUGAGCUCUUUUGUAGCGGUGAAUUAAACAUCCAUGCCAACAGAUACGCUCGUCAAAGU